Molecule: messenger RNA, 1536 nt
Organism: Iphiclides podalirius (scarce swallowtail)
Lineage: Eukaryota; Metazoa; Arthropoda; Insecta; Lepidoptera; Papilionidae
Source: the annotation of a GenBank genome assembly
AUGUCCGAACAUUGGGUUAACUCAGUGAGAGCAGAAUAUACCAAUUCUGGUAUAAAUCAUAUUGAAGGUGGAUGGCCAAAAGACAUUAACAUGAGCGAUCCAGAAGCGACGCAAAGGUAUCGAAGGAAAAUAGAAAAAGAUGAUGCUUACAUCCAUGCUGUAAUGCAUCUUGGCCACAGUAUGGAGCACAACAUUCUGCAAAACAACGCUGUGGACAUGUACCAAAUAUACUAUUCGGAGCUUCCUGUUAUACCGCCGGUGGAGAAAAGUAGUUGUCAUACUGUGAAUGUGUAUCGGGAGCCCGGCGCUAGAAGGCCGGUCAGAUCUUUAUCGUGGCAGGCGGACGGCGGAGCUAGACUCGCAGCUGCGCAUGCCGAUGUCGAUUUUAUAAAGAACAGCAGAACGCUUCAGUUCUCUUACAUUUGGGAUAUAGAAAAUGCCAACACGCCAGAGCUCACGAUAAAGCCGCCUCAGCCAUUAUUAGACUUACAAUAUAAUCCAAGAGAUCAGCAUACACUAGUAGGUGGUAUGCUAAACGGACAGGUGGGUUGGUGGGAUUCACGAAAAGGCGGCGAUCCAGUUUGCAUUUGUCCACCGCACGUGGCACAUCGAGAUCUCGUACGUAACGUCUUAUUUAUAAACUCGAAAACAGGGGCUGAGUUCUUCUCAUCUUCUCCAGAUGGUGUUGUGAAAUGGUGGGAUACACGUAACAUGAGCGAGCCUACAGAUUCUAUGAUAAUAGAUCUCGUGAAAUUACCGAAUGAUACUCAAACUAUGGAGAAUGCUUUAGGAAUAUCCGCACUUGAAUACGAACCGACAAUACCUACGAGAUUCAUGGUGGGAACAGAAACUGGCCUCGUGAUAGGAGGCAAUCGGAAAGGGAAAACACCAUUAGAGAAGCUUCCUUCUAAAUACGAUGCGCAUCUCGGGCCUGUGUACUCCCUUCAACGAAAUCCGACCUUCUUGAAGAACUUCCUGACGGUAGGAGACUGGACGGCCCGCGUAUGGAGCGAAGACUGCAGAGAAUCGGCCAUUUUGUGGACGUACUCGCAUCGGACUAAGCUAACAGAUGGCGCGUGGAAUCCUAUAAGGUUCUCUUUGAUACUCGUAACUCAGUGGGACGGGUGUCUCUCUUGUUGGGACCUUCUGCGAAGACGAAGCGCGCCUAUAGUGACUGCGCAGCUAUGCGAUGAGCCCCUUUUAAGACUUCGACCGCAUGAAGGAUCCGUAGACUAUUAUAGCUUCACCGCAACAUUAAAGCGUUAUCUUAAACGGGAGAUAUGCCACCUACGGGCCAUCGAGGUUGGCCGUGAUUUCAAGUCCGUAUUUGAUAAGAUUUUGGAGCGGGAAAAUAAGCGCGAACGUAUCCUGGAGGCGCGUCUGCGGGAGCUCAGGCUGAAGAUGCGUCAGGACCGCGACUGUGGCCAAGCUCAAGUGGCCGAGAGCGACCCGACGUGCAACGACAAAGAUCUAGAGGAGGCGACGGCCGAGUACAAUCAAAUCGUCAACGAUCUGAUGGCGCAGCAAAGGAAAAAC